AAAAAUAAGCGAAGCAUAUGUAAUCAUUACUCUUCGAAAAUGAACAUUUUACCAAAGAAAAGAUGGCACGUGAGGACUAAAGAUAAUAUAGCUCGAGUACGACGUGACGAAGCGAAAGCAGCUGAAGAAGAAAAGGAAAAACAAAGAAGAGCAUUGCUUGCUGAACAAGAAACCAGAACUGCGAUCCUAAGGACAAGGGCAAGAGAAAGACAAGGUCUUUCCUCUAUCGAAGGGUCUACAAAGAAGCAAAUUCCAUCCAGCACAGAAACUCGGUAUGAGGUUGUGAUCAGGAAUGGUGCAUGUGUAUCUGUACCAGUAACAGAGGAAAAGAACGUUGUACAGUUUACUGCCUCUGGUCAUGUGAACUUCUUUGCCAAUCUAGAAGAAGGCAAACAAGUUGAAGGAGUUGCAAAUAAGGAACAUGAACAGGAGAAAAAGAAAGAGCAAGAGGACUAUGAAAAGCAGAUUGGGCUAUUGACUUAUCUUGGCCAAGGUUCUAGAGAAUCCACUGGUGAAUCGGCAUGGUAUGAGAAACCCUCAUUAUUGAAAACUCUGAAGAACCAGACACAAGAGGAUAUCAGCUACAAGGAUGAAAGAGCAAAAGAUAUGUUUGAUCCUCUCCGUGUGAUCAGACACUACAUAGGCAAACCAGAGACGACCAAACGAGAACAAUCUAAAAAGAUCACACAACCUGAUCUUCGGUUCCCUGCUGCCAAACCUGAGCCAAUUUCAUCUAGUCCAGAAAAAAAGCACAAGAAAAAAAAGCGAAAAUCGAGAAAGGAAGAAAAGAAAGCCAAGAAACACAAGAAGGAUAAAUCAAGACGCCGGUCGUCUGAGAAGUCUAGUAAGAAAAGGAGAAAAACUAGUGAAGAAGCUAAUUCAAACUCGGAUGAUUCUACGUCAGAAUCUUCCGAUUCCUCCGACUCUGAUGCGGAAAAGAAACAGCGAUUAGCUCUUUUGCGAGCCAAGAGACUGCAACGUGAAAAGGCUGAACGCGCGAAAGCCAAUAAACUCCUGGCCGCUGUCAACGGAACUGUUGCUGCAUCAUCAAAAGAAAAAUCUAAUCGUUCAAACACUGACGAUAGUGACACGGACGAAAAGCUUGUUAAGGCUAAGCCGAAACAGAAAUAUCAUUCUCAAUAUAAUCCCGACAUGGCUAGGCAGAACCAGCCUCUCGAUUCUGCAACUAAAUAUUGGUUGCAAUGACAAUUUUUCUGUCUAAUAAUUUUGGAAAAUAAACAAUCUUUUGAUGACUGGUAAAUGUA
Daphnia carinata is the source of this 1265-nucleotide messenger RNA. RefSeq names its product leukocyte receptor cluster member 1 homolog. Bases 40 to 1206 code for a protein of 388 amino acids. The record is from RefSeq and is a predicted model, not a curated record. NCBI's taxonomy places the organism in Eukaryota, Metazoa, Arthropoda, Branchiopoda, Diplostraca, Daphniidae. The transcript has 3 exons.